UCGUAUUCAGUCAUAACCUCUCAAGGAAAAAUAUUUUGGAAUCAGGGGUCUCUUUCAAUUUCAAUCUUUGCCCUGCUUACAUACCAUGGCAUCUCAGUUCUUCAAGAAAGUUGUAACAUCAAGAGUACCUUUAACAAGAUGCUACAGUGGGGAGUUACGCAAGGCAACACUGAUCCCUGGUGAUGGAAUCGGACCCGAAAUAUCGGCCGCAGUCCAGAAAAUAUUUACCGCCGCUAAAGUGCCAGUAGAGUGGGAAUCCGUGGAUGUGACACCGGUGAGAGGACCAGACGGCAAGUUUGGCAUUCCACAGGGAGCGAUUGACUCGAUGAAUCGCAACAAAAUCGGUCUGAAGGGACCCCUUAUGACACCUGUUGGAAAGGGGCAUAGAUCCCUUAACCUGGCCCUCAGAAAAGAGUUCAACCUGUACGCCAACGUGAGACCUUGUCGGUCGAUUGAAGGCUACCCAACACUGUAUGAUGAUGUGGACGUGAUCACCAUCAGAGAGAACACGGAGGGAGAGUACUCGGGCAUAGAGCACGAGAUUGUGGAUGGAGUCGUGCAGAGUAUCAAGUUGAUUACGGAGGAGGCCUCACGGAGAGUUGCAGAGUUUGCGUUCAAAUACGCACGGGACAAUGGCCGACAAAAGGUCACAGCUGUGCACAAGGCUAACAUCAUGAGGAUGUCGGACGGUCUGUUCCUGCGGUGUUGUAGAGAGGCGGCAGAGAAGUUUACUGAUGUCAAGUUUGAGGAGAAGUACCUGGAUACAGUGUGUCUCAACAUGGUCCAAGACCCCAACAAGUACGACGUCCUGGUGAUGCCUAACCUGUACGGUGACAUCCUCAGUGACUUGUGUGCAGGACUCAUCGGCGGCCUCGGGCUCACUCCCAGCGGCAACAUCGGCCUCAGCGGCGCACUCUUUGAGUCGGUGCACGGUACAGCACCAGACAUCGCUGGCAAGGACCUAGCCAACCCCACGGCCCUGCUGUUAUCUGCGUGUAUGAUGCUGCGCUACAUGGAGCUGAACCAGUAUGCAGACAAGAUACAGAAGGCGUGCCUAGACACCAUCAAGGAGGGCAAGUACCGCACCGGGGACUUGGGCGGAAAAGCCAAGUGUUCAGAGUUUACCAAUGAAAUUUGUGACAAGGUCGCAUGAACAAAGUAGGCAAUUAGGCAGUUUUUUCUUAGGAACCAGUAUUUAUUUUCAACGACAAGGUUUUCUAAAAACCCCCUCGCUGUUGUGAAUCCCGAAAUGCUAGGAAAUGUUUGAAUGUACUCGCCAAAGGUUAGAGUUGUUGAUUUAUGACACUGUUAAAAUAUUGCAUAAUUUAUUGUAAAUUUUCGGAACUUAAAAAGUUAGUUAAUUUUAUUCUGUGACAGGGUCUGCGCCAUAAAAACUGUAUAUAGAGAAAUAUUUCUGGAUCCAAACGAUUCCUUUGUUUGCAACCAUCCUAUGUACAGUAUAUUUUGUUUUAGUCUUUUAGGAAUACUCGUUCAAUUUUUUUGUUACUGUGUGUGAUUCCUCAUCUAUUAGAGUAUUAGGCCUACUACAGCAAAAAACUGUUUCUACCGGGUAACCAUCACAUAAGUUAUUUAAUAGUGUCUUCCUUCACAUAAUCAAAGUUCUGUUUAUUUUCCGUAUCGGAAUUAUUUACAUAAUACGAGAUAUUUAUAAAUGAAAAUACUUGUUAAAAAUACUCAUUCUACAAAAUGUAUUGAUAUACUAGUCAGUAUUUAAAUUAUUAUAUAGGUUGUAAAAUAAAAGCACUGGGCGGUUACUGACAA
Messenger RNA from Macrosteles quadrilineatus (aster leafhopper), 1782 nucleotides. It is a transcript of the gene Idh3a, whose product is annotated as probable isocitrate dehydrogenase [NAD] subunit alpha, mitochondrial. Gene Ontology annotation, molecular function: isocitrate dehydrogenase (NAD+) activity; NAD binding; magnesium ion binding. The transcript is spliced from 7 exons. Bases 86 to 1153 code for a protein of 355 amino acids. NCBI's taxonomy places the organism in Eukaryota, Metazoa, Arthropoda, Insecta, Hemiptera, Cicadellidae. The record is from RefSeq and is a predicted model, not a curated record. Gene Ontology annotation, cellular component: mitochondrion. Gene Ontology annotation, biological process: isocitrate metabolic process; tricarboxylic acid cycle.